This is a messenger RNA of Tyto alba (common barn owl), 2664 nucleotides long. Its product is annotated as protein ecdysoneless homolog. Bases 2116 to 2649 code for a protein of 177 amino acids. The record is from RefSeq and is a predicted model, not a curated record. NCBI's taxonomy places the organism in Eukaryota, Metazoa, Chordata, Aves, Strigiformes, Tytonidae. The transcript is spliced from 8 exons. Gene Ontology annotation, cellular component: nucleus.
GCGGCGGUUCCAGGUGAGGGAGGCUGCCGGCCGCCCCGCUGCUGCCGGCCUGACCGGCCGGCCCCUCUGUGCCCGCAGAUCCUGGGCAAGGCCUACGCCGUCCUCAGCGAGGCGGAGCAGCGCGCCCUGUACGGUGAGCAGGGCACGGUGGGCGAGGAGGGCGAGGUGCUGAGGGGCGAGCGGGACUGGCAAGAGUACUGGCGGCUGCUCUUCAGGAAGGUGAGAGCUGGGCCGGGGCCCCGCAGGGCUCGCCUGGGCGGGGGCAGGCCCUGCGGGAAGCGGGGAGCUCCCUGGCGAGCUUCGGGUAAAGCACGUGGCUUCUCUUUUUGUUUUGUUUUGAUUUGUUUUGUUUAACGCUGUCUCUGAAAUCCAUCUGGUGAAUAAAUCACGUAACUUCAGAAGUGUCACUUCUUUGCUUCAGAUCACAGUGAAAGAUAUUGCAGACUUCGAAAAGAGCUAGAAAGAUUCGGACAAAGAGCUAGCUGUUAUUAAAGCAGCAUAUGUGGAUUGUGAGGGUGACCUGGACAGAAUAAUGGAGUCUGUGUUGUGCGUGGACUAUACAGAUGAACCGAGAAUACGGAAAGUCGUAGAAAAAGCCAUUGACUGUGGAGAAGUCCCAUUCUACAAAGGUUUUGUAAGAGAGUCUAAGCAGAAAAUGAUUGUGAGGAAAAAGCGGGUAGGUUAUAUCAAUCCGGGACCAAAGGGAAGCAUAUUUUUUAUGAUAAGCUUUUAAUCUUCCUUGUUAGAAAUAAGUGGAACUGUUCUUGAGGGAAAUGUUUGCCACAGGAUUUCUGGGUUACAGAACUUGCUCUGUGUCUUUGACUUUCACAUUUGGACACCUGUGUUCUCCCCCCUUCCCCCCCCCCCCCCCCCCCAAUUGUUGUGACAGGCUUUUGAGCUGUGAUAGGCUGCUGCCAAUCUUUAUUUCUCUGUUUUAUUAUUAAUUCUUUAUUAUUAUACACAAUGGCUUAUUACAGUUUAGCAUGUCCCUGCAUUUAUUUACACAGCUAUGAGCUGCUGGAGUUCAGUGUACGUGGUAGAAAUACGUUAUGCUCGCCUUCUGGCGAGUGUGAAAUAACAUUCUGGACUAAAUGGACCUCUUCUUCAACGUAGGGUUUUUUGAACACUUUGUGGAUCUUACAUGCACAUCGCAGUAACCGUUCUCUAAGUUAAAGAAAAUGUAAUAGCUGCCAAGACAAAAAAAGUGUGGGUGGGGGGAACAGGGAUAGGCAUAGACAUCACAUUCAGCAUUGUGAAACAACAAAAAACUGUCCCGCUCUACUAAAGCCAGAAUGGUCUUUCUUUCACCAGUUUGUCAUCUGUGGCCAAAUUUGGAAACGAUUUGUGUUUCCUUGCAGCUAGUUGUAUACAGAUUAAAAAAAAAAAAAAAAAAAAAAAAGUGUUUCAUAACUAUUAUAAGACUGUGUCAAAAAACUUGCAAAAUACUUGUUAAAAAACUAGUUGGCUAUUUUCGGCAGAAAAAGAAGCUAGAGAGGCAGAAGAGACUAAAGCUGAACUGGGACUUGGUGGAGAAGAUGAUUUGAAAGCACUGAUUCGAAGCAGAAAUAAAGAUCGAAAAAAGGAAAUGGAUGACUUUUUGGACCAACUGGAAGCAAAAUACGGGAAAAAUGCUAAAAAAGGAGAAAAGACGACUGCAGCCAAGAAAGGAAAGAAAUAAAGAAUGGUGUAGGCUGAGAUACCAGGUGUUCUUUUACAAAGGAGAGCUGCACCUCAUCCCGCUGUCAGAGACCCAGGAGCAGGAACGUGACCUAUCUGCCACCACUCUGACAGUCUCGCAGGCGGUGACGCUGUUGUCCACCUGUUCAGAGGAGUUCCUGGCUGCAGAGCCCAUCCCAACAGCAGUGUAGAAGCGCAUCAGUGGGUGUGUGGGUGUUUCACUUUGGUCUUCUGCAACGGUAUCCUGAGAAAAUUCAGACCUCAUUUCACCGAGCCCACUGCUACCUUCCAGCAGGCAUUGUGGCAGUGCUGAGGCAGCGCCCUUCGUUGGUGGCUGCAGCAGUCCAGGCCUUUCACCUGCGAGAGCCUGUGGAUUUACGAGCGUGUGGCUCUUCUCAGACUUUCCCUCCAGACGAGCGUGUGGUGACCAUAGGAGAAAUGGAAGGAUCUGCUAAAUACUUGGAAGUGCUGCACAGGGCAGAAGAUUACUUCCAACAGUCUGUUACCAAGCCCGAAAGCUCUUUUGAAGUGAGCCCAGGUGAUGAAAUCUUGACACUGCUACAGACAACAACUGUUGAUUUGAAGGAAUUUGAGAGAGAAGCAGCUUGUCUUUUUCCAGAGGAUGGGGCAGACUCAGAAGAGCUGGAUUCUGAUGGUCUGGAUGAAGAGGAGGAGUUUGAUUUCUCGAACAAGGAUGAUGAAGACUUAGAUGUGGAAGAUCAAAGGCAAGACCAGAAGGUGCCGCCUAAUGAGCUUAUAGGCAGUCUCAAGUCAUACAUGAGUGAGAUGGACCGUGAACUGGCACAUACCAACGUUGGUAAAAGUUUCACCGUCCAAAAGAGAGGGGCAAGUUCUGUUAAUGCAACUACGUCUCAAAGUGCUGGCCCUGAUUCCGGAGCUGAAGAUACUGAGUUGACUGAAAUAAAAAAGGCCCAAACAAUAGGCCUCAAACCAAAGUUGACUUCUGAGUGAAUUCCACGACCAGCA